Molecule: messenger RNA, 528 nt
Organism: Hydractinia symbiolongicarpus
Lineage: Eukaryota; Metazoa; Cnidaria; Hydrozoa; Anthoathecata; Hydractiniidae
Exons: 3
Coding region: 1-528 (175 amino acids)
Source: RefSeq, a predicted model, not a curated record
AUGGGAGUUCUAGGAAUGCAGAUGAUAAUAGACAGUGUUAUUUCAGCAGAAAUUCUUAAUCAACAGGAACACCCUGAGCUGUUUCAAAUUGUACGAUCAUGUAUGAUUCAUGUAGCAUGUGGACAUCUGAAUCCUAAUUCCAGAUGUAUGGAAGAUGGUGUUUGCACAAAACGUUUUCCAAAGAACUUCUUAGCAUCUACAUUAGCUGAAGGCAACGGAUAUCCAUUAUAUAGAUGUCGUGAUAAUGGUCAUGAUUGUGCCAAGAUUGUGAUCAAUGAACGUAUUGAUCAUGACAAGGUGCAGACAUUUUUAGAUGCACAGUAUGUCAGUGCACCGGAAGCAGUAUGGCGUAUUUUUGAAUUAAACAUGCACCAACAAUUUCAUGUUGUCCAUAGAUUGCCAGUGCACUUGCCAAAUAACCAUAUUGUUUAUUUUCAGCAAGAACAGGCUGAAGAGGCUCUGGACAGAGCUGCAGAUCAGGCUACAAAAUUAACAUCCUUGGUUUGUGUUAAAUGCAAAAAAUCAUGA